Aspergillus calidoustus is the source of this 684-nucleotide messenger RNA. NCBI's taxonomy places the organism in Eukaryota, Fungi, Ascomycota, Eurotiomycetes, Eurotiales, Aspergillaceae. The record is from the annotation of a GenBank genome assembly.
AUGGCUCUCUCCUCCGUUUCCACCUCUCUGCUGCGCGCCUGCGCCCGCCAGCAGCUGUCCACAACCCGCGCCGUCGUCGCCUCCUGCCAACGGAACAGUUCCACCUUCGAGAGCCCGUUCACCCCUAGGGACACCACGAAGAUCCCCGACUUCAGCAAAUAUGCCUCCAAGAAGGGCCCUCGCUCCAACCAGGUCUUCUCCUACUUCGUCGCCGGUACAAUGGGUCUCGCCUCUGCCGUUGGUGCCAAGGCCACUGUUCAGGAUUUCCUAGUCAACAUGUCCGCUUCUGCCGACGUUCUCGCUCAGGCCAAGGUCGAAAUCGGCCUUGCUACCAUUCCCGAGGGCAAGAACGUCAUCAUCAAGUGGCGUGGAAAGCCCGUGUUCAUCCGUCACCGUACCCCGGAUGAGAUCAAGGAGGCCCAGGAGUUCGACUGGAAGACUCUCCGUGAUCCCCAGCCUGAUGAGGACCGUGUGCAGAAGCCAGAGUGGCUUGUCAUGCUUGGUGUCUGCACUCACCUUGGUUGUGUCCCCAUCGGUGAAUCCGGUGACUACGGCGGCUGGUUCUGCCCCUGCCACGGUUCCCACUACGAUAUCUCCGGCCGUAUCAGGAAGGGUCCCGCUCCUCUGAACCUCGAGGUUCCCGCAUACAACUUCCCCGAUGAGGAGACCCUCAUCAUCGGUUAA